This is a messenger RNA of Staurois parvus, 291 nucleotides long. Lineage: Eukaryota; Metazoa; Chordata; Amphibia; Anura; Ranidae. The record is from the annotation of a GenBank genome assembly.
UGUGAGAGCUGUGAUUGGUCACAGCUUGUCACAUGGUACAAGGCUGUUGUGAUUAGCCUUGUACCAUGUGAUCUCUGUGAUCAUUCACAGAUUUCACACGUAGUAAGCAAUGAAGCCAGAAGUCACAUCUUGCUUACUACUAUUCAUGUGAUCAUUAAUUGGCCAAUCAAGGUCCCAUACGGUGCUCCCAGGGAGCUUGCACAGUCCAAAAUGGCGGGUGCCGUUUAUGAAAGGCAACCCGUUCCUGCACUGCUCCCGUCCGGCUGUUUAUAUACAUGGGCCGGACGGGAA